Messenger RNA from Fusarium falciforme, 690 nucleotides. Its product is annotated as Ysc84 domain-containing protein. NCBI's taxonomy places the organism in Eukaryota, Fungi, Ascomycota, Sordariomycetes, Hypocreales, Nectriaceae. Bases 1 to 690 code for a protein of 229 amino acids. Gene Ontology annotation, molecular function: phosphatidylinositol binding. The record is from RefSeq and is a predicted model, not a curated record. The transcript is spliced from 2 exons.
AUGGGCUUCUUCAAGGCGGCAGAUAUUCGUCACGAAUGCGACAAGGCGGCUCAGAUACUUAAGUCGUUUGUUGAAAAGUCCAAGAUUCCUUCGGAAGUCAUCGCAGGCGCCCAGGGGCUGGCAAUCUUUACCGGCUUCCGUGCUGGCAUGUACCUUGCAGGCGCUGGCGGUUCCGGAAUUGUUGUCGCUCGUCUUCCCGAUGGAACUUGGUCACCGCCUUCUGCCUUCUCGGUGCGGAGUGGUAGCAUCGGCCUUGUUUAUGGCCUAGAUGUUUACGACUGUGUGUGCGUGCUCAACACACAAGCUGCCGUGGGCGCGUACAAGACGUCCGAAAUGAGCCUUGGCGGCGCCGUCGCCCUGGCAGCUGGACCAAUUGGGGGUACCGCCAAUGUGAAGGAGAUCAAGCCAGUCUGGACAUACACCAAAUCAAGGGGGUUUUACGGUGGCUUGACUGUGGAUGGAACAGUCAUCGAGGAGAGGCGUGACGCCAGCGCCGAUUUCUACGGGUCCAGCGUUUCUUCCAAGCAGAUUCUUGAGGGCGACGUCGAAAUCGUUCAUGGAUCCCACGACUGGCGUGCUGGAGCGAAGCAACUCAUCGAGGUUCUGAAAACCGCCGAAGGAAAACAGGGAGAUGCAAAGAUUCUUCAAGAAAUCAGCGACCAGCCGACUCCUGGUGAUCUGAGGGAGUGA